Kogia breviceps (pygmy sperm whale) is the source of this 1023-nucleotide messenger RNA. RefSeq names its product Yip1 domain family member 6 (gene YIPF6). The record is from RefSeq and is a predicted model, not a curated record. Gene Ontology annotation, cellular component: membrane; trans-Golgi network. Gene Ontology annotation, biological process: endoplasmic reticulum to Golgi vesicle-mediated transport. NCBI's taxonomy places the organism in Eukaryota, Metazoa, Chordata, Mammalia, Artiodactyla, Physeteridae.
CGACGCGAGUGCGCUGAGAAUCGGGGUGGAGUGUUAAAAAGGGAGCGUGUCUAGCGAGACUCGUGGCCCCGAAGAAGGGAAGCGAGGCGACGCGGACCCCUGCCCAACACCCAGAAGACGAGGGAGGAGGGCCGGGGCCGCUAGCAGCUGCUAGGCGCUUUUCGGUGACGCGGCCGCCACGCGCAGACGCGCUGAUGGACCGCGGCCUCCACGUCUCAGGUUCCGCAAAGGUCUGUGGGAGCGACCCGGGAGAAGGAGGGCCAAGAUGGCGGAAGCGGCGGAGUCUCCAGGAGACCCGGGGACAGCAACGCCCAGGCCCCUGUUUGCAGGCCUUUCAGAUAUAUCCAUCUCACAAGACAUCCCUGUGGAAGGAGAAAUCACCAUUCCCAUGAGAUCUCGCAUUCGGGAAUUUGACAGCUCCACAUUGAAUGAAUCUGUUCAGAAUACCAUUAUGCGUGAUCUAAAAGCUGUUGGGAAAAAAUUCAUGCAUGUUUUGUACCCAAGGAAAAGCAAUACUCUUUUGAGAGACUGGGAUUUAUGGGGCCCUUUGAUCCUUUGUGUGAUGCUUGCAUUAAUGCUUCAGAGAGGCUCUGUAGAUAGCGAAAAAGAUGGAGGGCCCCAGUUUGCAGAAGUGUUUGUCAUUGUCUGGUUUGGUGCAGUUACCAUCACCCUCAACUCAAAACUUCUUGGAGGAAACAUAUCUUUUUUUCAGAGCCUCUGUGUGCUGGGUUACUGUAUACUUCCUCUGACGGUGGCAAUGCUGGUUUGCCGGCUGGUACUUUUGGCCGAGCCAGGACCAAUAAACUUCAUGGUCCGGCUUUUUGUGGUGAUCGUGAUGUUUGCCUGGUCUAUAGUAGCCUCUACAGCUUUCCUUGCUGAUAGCCAGCCUCCAAACCGCAAAGCCCUUGCUGUUUAUCCUGUUUUCUUGUUUUACUUUGUCAUCAGUUGGAUGAUUCUCACCUUCACUCCUCAGUAAAUGGAAAUUAAAAACCAGAGAAUUCAAAGCUCAUUUCAAAGAUGCAA